Molecule: messenger RNA, 477 nt
Organism: Nomascus leucogenys (northern white-cheeked gibbon)
Lineage: Eukaryota; Metazoa; Chordata; Mammalia; Primates; Hylobatidae
Product: COMM domain-containing protein 4
Source: RefSeq, a predicted model, not a curated record
CCUGGCUUCCUCGCGCGAUGAGGUUCCGGUUCUGUGGUGAUCUGGACUGUCUCGACUGGGUCCUGGCAGAGAUCAGCACGCUGGCCAAGAUGGCUGAGUGCACAGGGUCUAUGCUCUGCAGCCAGGUACUAAAGGAGCUGCUGGGACAGGGGAUUGAUUGUGAGAAGAUCCUGAAGCUCACGGUUGAUGCUAAGUUUGAGUCAGGCGAUAUGAAGGCCACAGUGGCAGUUCGUUUCGUGCUCUCCGGUGCGGCCAAGCACAGUGUCGAUGGCGAAUCCUUGUCCAGUGAACUGCAGCAGCUGGGGCUGCCCAAAGAGCACAUGGCCAGCCUAUGCCGCUGUUAUGAGGAGAAGCAAAGCCCCUUGUAGAAGUACUUGCAGGUCUGCAGCCUGCGCAGUAAGUAUGAGGCCAGCCAGGGUCUGGGCUCAUCCUAGAAGGUGCACGCAGCAUGCAAAGUGCAUGGAGAGUCCAGGGAGA